Messenger RNA from Salmo salar (Atlantic salmon), 1226 nucleotides. NCBI's taxonomy places the organism in Eukaryota, Metazoa, Chordata, Actinopteri, Salmoniformes, Salmonidae. The record is from RefSeq and is a predicted model, not a curated record.
CCAGGCAUGCAGGAUUUUAACUACCUGAGCAGUAAUUGUUUUGAGAUAACUCUGGAGCUGAGCUGUGACAAGUUUCCUGCUGAAGAAACACUGAAGACUUAUUGGGAGGAGAACCGCAACUCCCUGGUCAAUUACAUAGAGCAGGUGCAUCGUGGUGUGAAGGGCUUUGUGCGUGACCUUCAGGGCGGAGCCAUCUUUAACGCCUCCAUCUCAGUGGAGGGCAUCGACCAUGACAUCACUACAGCUAAGGACGGAGACUACUGGCGUCUCCUGGCAGCAGGGAACUACAAGGUAUCUGCUUCGGCUCCUGGUUACCUGACUGUCAUCAAGAAGGUGGCUGUCCCCUACAGUCCUGCUAUUAGGGUGGACUUUGAGCUGGAGUCCUUGGUGGAGCGGAAGGAAGUUGAAAAAGAGGAACUGAUGGACUGGUGGAAGAUGAUGUCAGAGACACUCAACUUCUGAACACUCUGAUUGGUCCACAGGGCCACCGGCACGUCUGUGAUUGGUUGACAGGUUGAUCGACGUGUGCGUCUGCAAAUGGGUGUACUAUAUUGUGUGUUGUCCCGCACCUCUGUACAGGUCUUCUCUUGAUUUGAGUUUUUCUGUGUUUAUUUACAUUUUGGUUUAAUGGUUAAUGUUGUUGUCAGGGGUUACCCCAUUCCAGGGGGCUCCAACCCUUUUCUAGCAUGCGAACUACACUUUAUUAACCUAGCUUUCCCCUCUUCUCCCCUACAACUCUUCCCCUGGUCCUUAGUGUACUAGAGGAAGUAGUGGUCAUCUCUUCCCCUGGUCCUUAGUGUACUAGAGGAAGUAGUGGUCAUCUCUUCCCCUGGUCCUUAGUGUACUAGAGGAAGUAGUGGUCAUCUCUUCCCCUGGUCCUUAGUGUACUAGAGGAAGUAGUGGUCAUCUCUUCCCCUGGUCCUUAGUGUACUAGAGGAAGUAGUGGUCAUCUCUUCCCCUGGUCCUUAGUGUACUAGAGGAAGUAGUGGUCAUCUCUUCCCCUGGUCCUUAGUGUACUAGAGGAAGUAGUGUUAUCAUCUCUUCCCCUGGUCCUUAGUGUACUAGAGGAAGUAGUGGUCAUCUCUUCCCCUGGUCCUUAGUGUACUAGAGGAAGUAGUGUUAUCAUCUCUUCCCCUGGUCCUUAGUGUACUAGAGGAAGUAGUGGUCAUCUCUUCCCCUGGUCCUUAGUGUACUAGAGGAAGUAGUGUGUCAACUCUUCCCCUGGU